This is a messenger RNA of Lindgomyces ingoldianus, 5859 nucleotides long. Its product is annotated as Rho guanyl nucleotide exchange factor. The transcript is spliced from 3 exons. The record is from RefSeq and is a predicted model, not a curated record. NCBI's taxonomy places the organism in Eukaryota, Fungi, Ascomycota, Dothideomycetes, Pleosporales, Lindgomycetaceae. Bases 399 to 5489 code for a protein of 1696 amino acids. Gene Ontology annotation, molecular function: guanyl-nucleotide exchange factor activity.
CUCUCCACUCUCCCCAACACCAUCUACGGCCGCCCUAGUACCGCGCUGUGACGCUCUAUCCUCUGCCCUCCCCUUCCUGCUGUGGCUCCACCGACGCCCUCGCCAGCGCGACGAAGCGAACAGUGACGGCAACCAGCACACGAACCGCCCGGCUGUGAUUGGCAGCCGGCCGCCCUAUUUGACCAACGCACUGAGGCAGUGGCACAUGCGUCUUUGAGUCUUCGUCUCGCGCGCUGCCGAUCCGACGAGGCACACUUCCCGACCAAGGCAGAUGUGGACGUCGAGACAGGCGGGCCGACGUCUUGCGCUCCGCAUGAAAACACCACCCCGAGCCUCGUGAAUGCUCACUCUGACACGACACCGACCCACAUCCCUCAAGCACUCGACGAGCAGACACCAUGUCGUACUACGGCAACGGGCAGAACUACUACAAUCCCAGCAUCCCGCCGUCGAGCGGGAGCGGGGCCGCCGGCCAGUAUCAGAACCCCUAUGAUCGCAGGACGCCAAGCACCGAUAAUGGGGACCAUGCCAACGGUGGAGCCGCCAGCUAUGGCUACGGCGCCGCAGCCAGGCGCAACAGCUUUGCCAUGCGCCAGAACGAUGAGCUCUUCAUCGGGGACAACGGCUCGCGGCACGCGAACCCGCCGCCGCCCACAUCACCCUCAACCGCCGGGUACAGCGGCGGCUACCAGUAUCAGUCCCAGGCACAAGCGCAGUCGCAGUCGCAGUCACAGUCGCAACCACAGCUGCAGCCGCAGUUACAGCAGCAACAGCAACAGCAACAGCAACAGCAACAGUACAAUCCCCAGCACUACGGCUCUCCCGUCGUGGCCCAACCGAACCCCACUACCUACGGCGGCGUCCAGCGGACCUUCACCACCAUCUCGCACCAGCCCUACAACCCCGCCUUGUAUGCUGAGAGCAGCCUGAACAGGAACAACACCGUCAGCCAUCCCUAUGGCUUCUCCCCCACCUCUCCCUCGGUCGCGUCAUACCCAUCCCCCACCUUCAAUCAGCACUCGCAGUUUGGCAGAACAGCCUCUGUCCAGGGAGGUCGGUCAGCUUACACGCCUCCCGCGCCGCCGCCUCUUCCCGUGCCCCCUGGUAGCGCAUCGUCCCCAGCCGACGAUUGGGGCAACUAUCCAGCACGGCAGCCGUCUAACGCGAAUCCUUCGCACUCGUCCCACUAUCAUCGCACCUCCGACGCUUCCCAUGCCCCGCUUCCCUCCCCACCGACGUAUGAGACGGGCUACUCACAGGAGCGAAUUGACAGAUACCCAUCAACCUCCAGUCACCACUCAAACCCCCUCCCACCUACGCCGCCUGCGCCUCCCCAUCGGUCGUCCGAGUGGACGGCGGCGAUGGGACGUCGCCCGCUUCCACCCCCACCACCGAACGAAUCUGAUAGCGAUGAUUACUUCGCCCGGCAGAACGGCGAUACCUAUACACAGGACGAGCUGUUCACUCAGGUUGAGAGUAUGGCAGCGGGUUCCAGUCCCGGAUAUCCGCCAACCGUCCAGAUUCAGCAGCCGAAUGGAAGCCAAUACUACGCCAGCUCUAUGGAGCCGCAGCCAUCCGGCCGAAAUGGUGGUCCUGUCAAUGGAGACCACCUUGCACCGUACCCCGCGCAGGAGCAAUACACUAGCGACGAAAGCGACGUGGAAGCUGCUGCUGGCCUAGCUGCUCUCCGUAUGGCAGAGGCGCAAGAGGAGGCAGACGAGGCGCGGAGACGCAGCGGGGGCACUGGGCUUUUCAGCGCCUAUGCAUCCAUCCACUCCCUGCAGAUUCCAGCCAGCUCUAGCCAUCCGGUGCAAGAGAGCGCCAGUGAUAGCGACUGUGUACCUGUAGACGUGGAUCUGUAUGGAGGGAACUUCGCACCCCAUUUCGCCUACGGAGGAGGACCACAGGCUUUGGCGACCGGGCCUGGCUUCGAAAACCGUAGCCACCCGGUCUCUUCGUCGGGCUCGCAGCGCCGCUCCGAAGCUGCGAGUGACGACUACGACCCCAUCCAUCCAUUCCCACCUUUCUCUGCGACCGCUAGGGUUGAUACUUCCGGGACUGGCGGUCUUCAAGAGCCCAGUGCCAGGCGAAACAGCUAUGAGGAGGGAGAUGAGAUCGGCCUUCUAGACUACCAAUCGCCUGUUGCCGGGGAGCCCCCAGACAUGUUCUAUCACCCCGGCAUGUCUACGAACCGGCCGCUCCCUCCCCCGCCCGCAAACAGCAACCGUCGUGGCCACCAUCAAAGCACAAGCUCCGCUGGCUCGUACGAAUACUGGCGAAACUCUCACUCAUCGCGUGGGUCUUAUCCCACCGACCCCCAGUCUCUGCAGAUGCAAGCCCCUGGUGGCACUCUUGUUCCUCGAUCCACUUCACUACUUCAACACAGCAACACAUCCCAAGUCGUUCCGCUUCCCCGAUCCAAAACGGAUGCUGAGCAACACAGAGCUAGGCAACAAAACCGGAACACAUUCUAUGGAGGCGCUAUCGACAGUGAUGGCAACACUCUCACCCCUAGUAGUGCCGAUGCUGUAGCUAUUGAUUUACCUACGCUCCCAGCUGGCAAGCGGUUCAAUCCUGCGAAGUUGUCUAGCAGCGACUUUAAGAAGUGCACUGAACCAUGGGCACUUAGCUCGAUUAUCUCUUGGCUAAAGAGCAUGACCGAAGGCGAGGCUGACUUGAAAGAGCACGCCAUCAACGAGGGGCUCGUCGCUCUUUUCACGCACAAGGUGCCAACCAUGAACAUUGCAGAUGCUGAGACGCUGAGCAGCCGGGUCGUAGCCGAGAUGUUUAAAGCGGGCACUCUCGUACAUGAAGAAGAAUGGCUUAAGUUCUCAUCCGAGACCAUGACUGGGGUCAUAUUCCAAUUAACAGGCGCGGGUUGCUACGCACCGUUGUUGCACAGUUACUCCACUCCAGGCCGUUGCUACUCACAUCAUUGUCAGAGGACGCUCAAGAAAAUUGACUUGCUGUCACAAUCUGGUGCGCCACAGUCAGAUGACUGGGCAACUUUCUACAAGCUCAAGAAGGAGGAUGUCGAAGGUGCGAACAAAAAGGAAGUCGAGCGACAGAACAUUCUGCAUGAAAUCGUACAGGGAGAGGACAACUACAUGGAACGUCUUGACGUGCUUCGCACCCUCUACCGAGACAGACUCCUCUCUGGGCAGCCUCCGGUCAUCCCUCCCAAGAAGCUGAACAAAUUCAUACGAGAUGUUUUCGGCAAAAUAGACGCCGUCAAGAAGGCCAACGAAGACCACCUUUUGCCUCAGAUGAAGUAUAGACAACAAGAGCAAGGGCCAUGGGUUGUCGGAUUCAGCGACAUCUUUAGGGAAUGGAUUCGCAAAGCAAAGCAGGCGUACAUUGAGUAUGCCUCUGCUUUCCCAUAUGCCAACUUUCUCGUCCGACAGGAAGCGGAUAAGAACAUGUUGUUUCGUUCUUUCUUGGAUGAAGCUCGAGCAAAUAAGUUGUCCAACAAACUUAGUUGGGAUACCUAUCUCAAGGCUCCAAUUACCCGGUUGCAGCAUUACGGCCUGCUCCUAGGUACGGUUUUGAAAAGGUCAACACAAGACAAUGAGGAGAAACGCAACCUCCAAAUUGCUAUGGACGAGAUCAAGGCUGUGACGUUGGAGUGCGAUAACCGGGUGGCCGAGAUGUCGCGGAAGGUAGAUUUGACCGACCUCCAAGCCAAGCUUAUCCUUCGACCGGGCAUGCAGCGCGUCGAACUCAAUCUAGACCACCUUGGACGAGAGCUCAUCUUUAAGGGUGACUUGCAGAGAAUGGGUGGUAAUCGAUUUACUUGGCUUGAGACCCAUGCGCUACUAUUCGACCAUUAUCUAGUAUUGGCAAAGACUGUUACGUACAGGGAGGCAGAUGGAGUGACCAAGUCAGAGAAGUAUGAUGUGUCGAGGCUGCCCAUCCCCAUGGAUCUCCUUGUUCUUGAGAGUGAAGAUGACGACCCUGUUGUUCGGUCAGCCGUGAAGGGAAUCGCCGCUGUUACCACCGUGACCGGAAAAGUGGCAGCUCAGGAGUCGCGCCUCGGCCGAGCAACGACAAACAGCCCUGGGCCGGGUACACUUCAGCAUACGAAUACUUCCAACUCCCUCUCCUCCACGAAUACGGGUUCUUCAGGCAAGACAAUGGUGAACGCCACCGUUCUAGAUGCUGGGAAGGACGAGAAGAUAAUGUUUCCUUUCCGGAUCAAGCACCUAGGCAAAGAAACCUACACUCUGUUUGCUCCAACCGCGCAAAAUAGAGCCGAGUGGUGCGAUAAACUUAUUAUUGCGAAGACCAAGCACGCAACAGCGCUGUUUGCACAAAAUGCGGAACCCUUCAGACUACGUGUUAUGUCUGAUGCCGCUUUUGCUUAUGAAACCGCUAUUCAAUCGCAAAGAAGCAUCACAAUCAAGGGCACUCCUCUUGAUCGAUCGAUAGAGGAGGUGGAGAAGCUGUUCUCAAAUUCGGGAAGGCCAGCUCCCAUCUGCCGAGCUCGGGUCAACUGCGCGACUGCUUUCCAUCAGCCAUACGGCAAGCCGAUGGUUGCGGUUGGCACGGACAUUGGUGUCUUCAUAUCGGAAUAUGACAACCCCCGAGGUUGGACAAAGGCCAUCCAAAUACCAAAAGUAACCCAAGUCGCGGUUCUCGAGCAGUUUAGCCUAAUGCUGCUCAUAUCUGAUAAAUCUCUAAUUGCAUACCACCUCGAUGCCGUAUGUCCUGUUGGCGGCUCUCUCCCAUCCAACGAUUCUACGCGUAGAGCUCCCCAGAAACUCUCCGGUGCCCGUGACGUGGGGUUCUUCGCCACGGGGGUAAUGAAAGACAGGGCGCUCGUCUUUUACAAGAAGCGCGAUGGUAUUUCAUCGACCUUUAAAGUUCUGGAGCCUGUGUAUCAGAAGUCUACAGAGAAGAAAUCACGAAUAUGGAAGUCCGGUCGCACUGAGUUCUUCCGCGAGUACGACGAAUUCUACAUUCCCGCUGAAUGUUUUGGCAUAAACCUGUUCCAUUCAUCGCUUGCUAUCUCCACUGCCAAAGGAUUCGAGGUUCUGACCUUGGAUAAGAAACAGCCUUGGUCCGUGCCUGAUCUCAAGGCACCGCAUGUUGCGACAAUAGCAUCGCGACUCCAGAACCAGGACCCAUUAGGCAUGUUUCGCCUAUCGGACCAAGAGUUUUUGCUGUGCUACGAAGAGUGUGCUGUGUACGUUAACAAGCAUGGCGACAUUUCUCGGUCGGUGAUUAUGGAGUUUGUUGGGAAAGCUAAGAGUGCAGCUCUGUACGGCCCGUAUGUGCUCCUGUUCGAUCCUGAUUUUGUGGAGAUCAGGAACGCACAGAACGGACGUUUGAGGCAGGUUAUUGCCGGUAGAGACGUGAAAUGCUUAGAUGAUGGCUUGAGUGGUGGUUCCUCAGGGAACCGGACGGUCAAGCUGAGUUUACAGCAUCCGGCUCAGGAAAGGUGUCAGAUUGUUGUUGAAUUGUUGCUUAAUGAGGGCCAGAAGGAGUGAUUUGGAGAAGAGAUAUCGAUUGACUCAGACAGAUGAGGGCUUCGAUGACUGCAUAUAUGUUUGAGCGGUAAUAACUACGUAGCGUUGGAUUGGAGCGGAAAAGCCAUUUUGGAGUUGGGAAGACGGGCUAGAUGAAGGCCGAAAUGGCCUCUUGACACGCAUGGACUGGGACUGGAUUGGAUUCGGAUAUGACGACUUUUUGGGACCAAUUGAUGAUGCUGGGUGGCUUGCUUGCUUGACCAUGUAUUUGUUUAAGUUCUAAAGGAUACCUUGUGUUUAAUGGGUCGACCUGUGGAGAGCCGAGCGGGAGUUGGUGUAUAUUCUUUCUUACAUAGCGGCACGUUUAUGACUUGCAAAUUUCUGGACUCGG